Molecule: messenger RNA, 558 nt
Organism: Galeopterus variegatus (Sunda flying lemur)
Lineage: Eukaryota; Metazoa; Chordata; Mammalia; Dermoptera; Cynocephalidae
Product: telethonin-like
Exons: 1
Biological process (GO): cardiac myofibril assembly; cardiac muscle contraction; skeletal muscle myosin thick filament assembly
Cellular component (GO): Z disc
Molecular function (GO): structural constituent of muscle; titin binding; titin Z domain binding
Source: RefSeq, a predicted model, not a curated record
GGGCUGCAGGAGUCCCAGCUGCCCUACCAGCGGGCGCUGCCGCUGCCCAUCUUCACCCCCACCAAGUUGGGUGCCGCCAAGGAGGAGCACAAUGACACCCCCAUCCAACUGCAGGAGCUGCUGGCGCUGGAGACGGCCCUGGGUGGCCAGUGUGUGGAACGCCAGGAUGUGGCCGAGAUCACCAAGCAGCUGCCCCCUGUGGUGCCAGUCAGCAAGCCUGGUGCCCUUCGUCGCUCCCUGUCUCGCUCCAUGUCCCAGGAAGCACAGAGAGGCUGAGAGCGACUGUGACUCGGGCUCCACUGUGCCCGCCCUGGGCUGCGCCCUUCCUGGCUAGGACCAUGGAGGGGAGCUGCUGGCCGUGGAUGCUUUGUAGUUUACCCGGAGUUGGGGGCUAAGAGAGGAGGGAGCCAGAGACCAGGAUGCCUAGGUCCCCUGAGUUCCCAAAGGGAGGGGGGCAAAGAUGGUGGGCACUAAGGGUGGAGAGCUGGGGGUCCACAGCUGAGUACCCCUAGCCCCAGGAGAAGGGACGGAAGAUGCUGGUGAGGGCAUGAGGUUGCU